Nematostella vectensis (starlet sea anemone) is the source of this 1535-nucleotide messenger RNA. RefSeq names its product aldo-keto reductase family 1 member A1. Gene Ontology annotation, molecular function: aldose reductase (NADPH) activity. The transcript has 6 exons. Gene Ontology annotation, cellular component: cytosol. NCBI's taxonomy places the organism in Eukaryota, Metazoa, Cnidaria, Anthozoa, Actiniaria, Edwardsiidae. The record is from RefSeq and is a predicted model, not a curated record. The coding region runs from base 17 to 1024 and encodes 335 amino acids.
ACCUUUUUCAAGUCAUAUGAUGAGAACCGGCACAGCGCUUCUAUCGUUCGCAAGAAUGGCUACUGUAAAGUUGAAUAACGGCUUGGAAAUGCCAGUCCUUGGACUUGGCACGUGGAAAAGCAAACCAGGACAAGUUGAGAAUGCUGUAAAAUUCGCAAUCAAAGAAGGAUACCGGCACAUCGAUUGCGCGUAUGCCUACAGAAAUGAGAAAGAAGUUGGGGAUGCGCUCCGAGAACUUUUGGGCUCCGUUGUUGAGAGAAAGGACCUCUUUAUAACCUCCAAGCUAUGGAACACCAAGCACAACCCAAAAGAUGUUCGUUCCAACUGCGUGGACUCCCUCAAGGAUCUUGGCCUCGAUUACCUGGACCUGUACCUCAUACACUGGCCAUUGUCAUUCAGGGAUGGUGAUGAGUUCUUUCCGAAAGAUGAGCAAGGAAAUGUCUUAUAUGCUUACCAUGACCCUUGCGACACUUGGAAGGCCAUGGAGAAACUUGUUGACGAGGGUCUUGUUAAAGCAAUUGGUUUGUCUAAUUUUAACAGUAAGCAAGUAGAUGAUAUCUGUGCCAUAGCAAGAAUCAAGCCUGUGGCUAAUCAAGUAGAAUGUCAUCCAUUACUAAACCAAGCAAAGCUUAUAGACCACCAUAAAAAGCAUAACAUUCAGACCAUUGCAUACAGUCCCUUAGGCUCUCUAGAUCGCCCCUGGGCCAAACCAGAUGACCCUCAUGUCAUGAGAGAUCCAACCAUGGUCGCACUGGCAGACAGGUACAGCAGGACAGUUGCUCAGAUCUGCAUUAGGUUUCAGAUACAAAGGGGAGUUCUUGUCAUUCCUAAAAGUGUUACACCAGAAAGGAUCAAGUCUAAUUUUCAGGUUUUUGACUUUGAGUUGUCACCUGAAGACAUGGCUACAAUAGAGGGCUUGAAUCGGGACUGGAGGGCUUGCCUUCCCAUGAAAAAGCUGGCUGAUGGAACUAUGGUUCCCAGGGAUGGAGAACACCCUCACUAUCCAUUCAACAUACCUUUUUGAUUUUGCUUUAGGAUUUUUUAGGAUUAUUUCAUGGUGGGUGACAAAGUGUGUGUGUGUAAAUCAGGAGUAUCAAUGAGUUUAGACUAAAUGCAUGCAUCUCAACGUUGUUUGCUACUGUAAUAAUCAGACUCUCUUCAUGUCAAUAAAACUGCUUUUACAAAUAUGUAUCUACUGUCCAUGAAAAGGUGGAUAGACUCAAGCUGUGCCUCUCAUAUGUGAAAGCCUGUGAGUAAGAACCUAGGAUGUAAGAUCCCAUUAGGCUAAAAACCGACUGUUACACACCGUUAGCACUAGUAGAAUGAAGGCUAUACAGUCUGUUGCAGACCAGUGUAUAUCCUUUGAGGGUUGGAUAUUUCUUUAUGCUGAUUAGGGUAAACCCAGUAUUAAAUCAAAUAUAAAAUAUAUGGAGAAAAGUAAAGGUUUGGAAAGUUUUCCAGUCUGAAGAGGGGCACCUUUUCUGCUAAACUUGUUGCUGGCUUGUUACUUGUCAAAUAAAAUAUCCUACAUGUCA